This is a messenger RNA of Bathycoccus prasinos, 453 nucleotides long. RefSeq lists its product with no specific name. Gene Ontology annotation, biological process: translation. The transcript has 4 exons. The record is from RefSeq and is a predicted model, not a curated record. Gene Ontology annotation, cellular component: cytosolic large ribosomal subunit; ribosome. Bases 1 to 453 code for a protein of 150 amino acids. NCBI's taxonomy places the organism in Eukaryota, Viridiplantae, Chlorophyta, Mamiellophyceae, Mamiellales, Bathycoccaceae. Gene Ontology annotation, molecular function: RNA binding; structural constituent of ribosome.
AUGGUAUCAUUAAAGUUGCAGAAGCGUCUUGCUGCCUCUAUCUUAAACUGUGGGAAGCGUAAGAUUUGGCUCGACCCUAAUGAGAUAACUGAAAUUUCGAACGCGAAUUCCAGACAGAAUAUUCGAAAACUUGUCAAAGAUGGGCUUGUGAUCCGCAAGCCAGAAAAGGUACGUGAACGCUAUUCUUUCUUGCUCUCUUCUCUAAUCAGUAAAAGAAGAGGUACGAGAGAGGCACGUUUGCCUACUAAGGUGCUCUGGCUCCGCCGACACAGAGUCCUUCGUAGAUUACUAAAGAAAUAUCGAGAUGCUAAGAAAAUUGAUAAGCAUAUGUAUCAUUCCAUGUAUCUUAAAUGUAAGGGGAAUGUAUUCAAGAACAAGAGAGUACUGAUGGAGGCAAUACACAAGACAAAGGCAGAGAAAAGUCGUGAAAAGUCGCUGGCAGACCACUCGUGA